AUGAAAAUUCCAUUAAGCUUAUCUGCAUAAAAUUAAAGGAGAUUUUUUCAAAAGAACCAAAUGUAAAAAAGGUCCCUACUCCUGUCAUAAUAGUUGGAGAUGUUCAUGGGUAUUUGAUAUAGUGAAAUUAGUCAAUUAUAUGAUAUAUAGGAGUUAUUUAAAGUUGGAGGAAAGCCUCCAUUUACAAAUUAUUUGUUUUUAGGUGAUUAUGUUGAUAAAGGCCCUCAUAGUGUAGAAGUUAUUACAUUGCUUUCCCUCCUUAAAGUAAAAUUCCCAAAUAGAGUCACAUUGAUUAGAGGAAAUCAUGAAAUUAGAUGGAUUACAUAAAAUUAUGGAUUUUACAUGGAAUGCUUAUAAAAAUAUGGUAGCACUCAAGGUUGGGAAUAUUUCACAGAUAUGUUUGAUUAUAUUCCUAUUGCUUGUAUAGUUGGUACAAAUCUAUUAUGUGUGCAUGGAGGUUUAUCUCUUUGUAUAGAAAGUGUUGAUGAAAUAGAACAUUUGAAAAGAUUCUAAGAGAUUCCUCAUGAAGGAAAAUUUAUAAAUAUUAUUUAGUCUGAUCCUGAUGAUGAGGACACUCCAGAUUUUAAAAUCUCUCCAAGAGGAGCAGGGUUUAUUUUUGGAGGUAAAGUACUUAAGGAAUUUCUACAUUUCAAAUAAUAUGCCUCAUUUAAUUAGAACUCAUUAUUUAUGCAAUGA
This is a messenger RNA of Paramecium pentaurelia, 696 nucleotides long. NCBI's taxonomy places the organism in Eukaryota, Ciliophora, Oligohymenophorea, Peniculida, Parameciidae. The record is from the annotation of a GenBank genome assembly.